GUUUUAUUUCUACAAAAUGCAAACGGCGACUCACGGAAUUUAAAAAAAAAACUGUUUUUUGAGUUCUCUUUCAGACAUCAGAACAUUCAUUGUCUUGUCCAAAACUCUGCCUUCUGGGUGUUUUCUUGAAGCGGAUCCUAUCUGCUGCUCUCUUCCAUCUCUGCUUUCAGAUUUUUUUUUUUCUCUUAUUGCUCCUAGCCUGGAUUCUCACCCAGAGCAUUGUCCUCUCUUCUUCUCGCUUUCUCUGUUUCUGCUUCCAAGAAACUUGUAAUUGUUUCAACCCUCAACUAUUUAACUGUUCAAUCAAUGGACUGGGGUCUUCUAUAGCAUAUAGAAAAGGACCAAGGAAAUGAAAGGGGAGUCAUCUGGGUUGAUCAUUGGAAUCUCAAUAGGGGUGGUGAUUGGAGUGCUUUUGGCUGUUUUGGCACUCUUCUGUUUUAAGUAUCACAGGAAGCGCUCACAGAUAGGUAACAGCAAUUCUAGGAGGGCGGUCACCAUGCCUAUCCGGGCAAAUGGUGCUGAUUCAUGUACUAUUUUGUCAGACUCAACUCUUGCCCCAGAAUCACCCGCUAAAUCUGGACGUAAUGGCAUGUCCUUGUGGCUUGAAGGAUUUAAGAAGAGUAAUGUGGUGGCAGUGUCUGGAAUCCCAGAGUAUUCUUACAAGGAUCUACAAAAAGCAACCUAUAAUUUUACAACACUAAUAGGACAAGGAGCAUUUGGUCCGGUUUAUAAAGCUCAAAUGUCAACUGGUGAGACUGUUGCAGUUAAAGUGCUUGCAGCAGAUUCCAAGCAAGGGGAGAAAGAGUUUCACACUGAGGUUAUGCUAUUGGGAAGGUUGCAUCAUAGAAACCUAGUGAAUUUGGUUGGAUAUUGUGCAGACAAGGGCCAACAUAUGCUUAUAUAUGUCUAUAUGAGUAAAGGCAGCUUGGCUUCUCAUUUGUACAGUGAAAACCAUGAACCAUUGAGCUGGGAUUUGAGGGUUUAUAUUGCUUUAGAUGUAGCAAGGGGUGUGGAGUAUCUUCAUGAUGGGGCAGUUCCUCCUGUGAUUCACCGGGAUAUUAAAUCUUCCAACAUUCUGUUGGAUAAUUCUAUGAGAGCCAGGGUAGCAGAUUUUGGGCUUUCAAGAGAAGAGAUGGUAGACAGACAUGCAGCUAAUAUAAGGGGGACUUUUGGAUAUCUUGAUCCCGAGUACAUAUCUACAAGGAACUUCACAAAGAAGAGUGAUGUCUACAGCUAUGGAGUGUUGCUCUUUGAACUUAUAGCUGGCAGAAAUCCUCAACAGGGUCUCAUGGAAUAUGUUGAACUCGCUGCAAUGAAUACUGAGGGGAAAGUUGGGUGGGAGGAAAUCGUGGAUUCGCGUCUAGAUGGGAAAUUUGAUGUGCAGGAGCUUAAUGAGGUUGCAGCUCUUGCAUAUAAAUGUAUCAACCGUGUACCGAAAAAACGGCCUUCAAUGAGGGACAUUGUGCAAGUACUCACACGGAUACUCAAAUUGAGGCACAAUAGAAGGCAUCAUCACAAAAAGUCCCUUUCUGCCACAGCAGAUGAAGUUUCCAUCGAUAUGGACCAACCAGAAAUCAAUACUCCAGUGUCCAUUUCUGCAUUGGCAGAUGAAGUUUCCAUUGAUAUGGAUCAACCAGAAGUCAAGACUCCGGUCUUCAAUUGCAAUCAGAGAGAGGAGUCUAUGGACAAUGCUGACGCUUGCGAAGUUUAGAUGACAGUUUGUUCAUUUUUUAAGGUAUUUGGGUUUUGGCUUGCAUUUGUUUUGUGAUAUAUACAUGAUGUCCAAAAGGAGGUAGGAGGCAAGAAUAUCCAUCCUAAUACUGAUUUCAGCCUGAGUGAGUUAGGACUGAAGGAUUCAGUUGUGUAAUUUAUUAUUAUUAUUAUUAUUAUUUUUUUGAGAGUUCUCUUUCCUUUUGUUUUAAUCUUCGCUUUGAUAAAAUGACAUUUAUGAUUUUGUAUAUUACUCUUUAAAAAAUGGAAAAUGGAAGAAAAAGUUGCCCUUUUUCUUGUCA
Hevea brasiliensis (rubber tree) is the source of this 2012-nucleotide messenger RNA. Its product is annotated as calcium/calmodulin-regulated receptor-like kinase 1. Lineage: Eukaryota; Viridiplantae; Streptophyta; Magnoliopsida; Malpighiales; Euphorbiaceae. Bases 350 to 1711 code for a protein of 453 amino acids. Gene Ontology annotation, molecular function: protein kinase activity; ATP binding. Gene Ontology annotation, biological process: protein phosphorylation. The record is from RefSeq and is a predicted model, not a curated record. The transcript has 8 exons.